Molecule: messenger RNA, 714 nt
Organism: Leishmania mexicana MHOM/GT/2001/U1103
Lineage: Eukaryota; Euglenozoa; Kinetoplastea; Trypanosomatida; Trypanosomatidae
Exons: 1
Coding region: 1-714 (237 amino acids)
Source: RefSeq, a predicted model, not a curated record
AUGUGCCUCGCUGCCGGCAUUGUGUCUGCUGGUAUGCUGCUCGCGCCUAGUGACUCGAAGAUUCCCUUCACCACCAUCGGUCAGCUUCAGCAGGUCUGCGCGGCGACGCAGGCUGGCAGUACCCCGGUGGCGAUGUACACAGCCGCCAUGACGGCCCUUGUUGUCAAUCUCAUGAAUGAACAGAAGGUGACCCAGGCGUACGUGAGCGCGUACCUGAACGCCGACAGGAGGUGGACCUGGUCCGUCUACGAGGGCGGGGACGUCAUCGAAACGCUCAUGAACAGCAACCAGUGGGCAAGCGGAAACCCGACGGGGGCGCACACCACCUACAGACACGCGGCCUACAGCACCACGGAUAAGGGACUCAUCAGCGUCACCGGCUAUGACAACUACCCAGUAAUCUGCAACUACGAGAACCGUACAGACUAUAGUCCACCCGGCAAGCGGUUCCCCUGGUGGGGCACUCUCAUCCUUGUGGCAGCAGUGGUGGUCGUCGCUGUGGCAGUUGCUGUUUGCUGCCUCUGUUGCAAGAGGAAGCAGUUCGACGACGCAGGCGACGAGGACAGCGAGCUCACGACUCACAACGCCUCCUUCGGGAGCUGUGGCACCAGCCACACGGAUAGCGACAAGUCUGACGGUAGCUCGGUUUUCACCUCGCGCCGCUCGUCCUUCUCUGGGUCGGAGAAUCCGUCCGCCGGCUCGUCCUCUUCUUGA